CCAAAGCCGAAACAAACGAAAGAAGAUUCCUCUUCCCUCGUCGAAGUCUCUCAAUCGAUCAUCGCAAGGCAUGGAGGAAAGCCAGACCAUAUCGACGUCGGACGCCGACGAUCCGGCGGCGGCGGAGCACGAGGGGCCCGUGGCGGUCCUCGACCUCACGAGCAGCCAGCUCCACGAUCUCAGCUCGGUCGAGCUCCCUCCGACUCUGACCGAAUUGGACUUGACCGCGAACCGCCUCACGAGCCUCGACCCGCGAAUCGGGCAGCUGUCUAACCUGAGAAAGCUCUCGUUUCGCCAGAAUCUGAUCGACGACGAUGCCGCCGUGGCUAUCUCUGGCUGGGAGGCAUUGUCCGGCCUCGAGGAACUAGUGCUUAGGGAUAACAAAUUAACAAAGAUACCUGAUGCCAGCAUAUUCAGGAGGCUUUUGGUUUUUGAUGUCGCCUUCAAUGAGAUUCCCUCAUUGAGCGGGUUGUCCAAGGUCUCCAGCACUCUCAAGGAGCUCUAUGUAUCGAAGAAUGAAGUACCGAAAAUAGAGGAGAUUGAUCACUUUGCUGACCUUCAGAUUCUUGAACUCGGUUCUAACAGAUUGAGGGUAAUGGAGAACUUGCAAAAUUUCGUUAACUUACAAGAGUUGUGGCUGGGAAGGAAUCGUAUCAAAGCAGUCAGUUUAUGUGGGCUGACAUGCAUCAAGAAGAUUAGCUUGCAAAGCAAUCGUUUGACCUCUAUGGCAGGAUUCGAGGGAUGCAUUGCUCUUGAGGAAUUGUACUUGAGCCACAAUGGCAUUGAAAAAAUGGAAGGCUUGUCAACUUUGGUCAAUCUUCGUGUAUUAGAUCUGUCGUCAAAUAAACUGAAGUCUAUUGAUGACAUUCAGAGUCUUACACGGUUAGAAGAUUUAUGGCUUAAUGACAAUCAGAUAGAAUCACUUGAAGGUAUUGCUGGGGCUGUUGCCGGUUCAAGAGAGAAACUUACCACUCUCUAUCUUGAGAACAAUCCAUGUGUGAAAUCUCCAAACUACUUCACCACAUUGAAGCAAAUCUUCCCCAACGUUGAGCAAAUUGAUUCGAAAAUAUUUGCUUAGUGAUCCUCAGUUUCUCAUAGAUGAGAAGAUUUGCAACUUUUGUGCGAGCAAUGUUUCCAAGGCCCUUGAUCGUACAAAGCAUAUCCUCGGUUUUCAUUGGCAUUGCCAUUUGCUGCGAUGUUAAUGGGGCCCUUAGCAGACUGAUUCAGUUUCCUGCUGAGCAAUGCUUCCUGACCCUAAGCAUGGCGAGAUUCCUGCUUUCAUCACAGGUGGAAAGCUUCAGAUAUUUUUGUCAAUUUUCUUUAUCUGUUCCAAGAAAAAAUUUAUGGGUUCCAGUUCCUUGCUGCUGCCUUUUCCUAUCUCUAAGCCAAACCCUCUACCCUUGGUUGUGUGCCAAAAUUUUAAUGCAAGACGAUGGACAUGGGAUACUUAUGUUGGUUGAAUGUGUAUUUAAAGCGACUUUCUUCCGAGUU
Messenger RNA from Rhodamnia argentea, 1491 nucleotides. Its product is annotated as protein phosphatase 1 regulatory inhibitor subunit PPP1R7 homolog. Gene Ontology annotation, molecular function: protein binding. NCBI's taxonomy places the organism in Eukaryota, Viridiplantae, Streptophyta, Magnoliopsida, Myrtales, Myrtaceae. The record is from RefSeq and is a predicted model, not a curated record. Bases 71 to 1078 code for a protein of 335 amino acids. The transcript is spliced from 6 exons.